UGUUCCGGGAAUGCGGAGAAACGUAGAGCCGAGACGGACAUCAUGUCUCCUUCCAGGAUAUUUAGGCCAGAUUUGGUGGCCAGAGAGCCAGAGUCUGUUGUUGCUUCCGCAGUACGUGCAACGUAUGAAAAGCCGAAAAUUCCUCCAAAAAUUUUGGAACAAGCACGAAAAGCGAAGGUCUCGGAUUUUACUUUCACUCCUGAUGGAUUUGCCAGCUGUUAUACAGACGGAUCCUGCAACACUUCAUUGAAAACGUCCGGAGUUGGAGUUUGGUUUGGACCGGAUCACGUUGCGAACAUUUCAGAGCCCCUGGCCGUUCCGGGCACAAGUAACCGUGCAGAACUGACUGCCGUACUCUAUGCGAUCCACGUUGCAAAGGAAGCUGGUUUGAUUAAGUUAGAGGUCCGUACCGAUUCCACUUACGCCAAGAAUUGCGUCACUGUUUGGCUGCCGAAUUGGAGGAGCAACAAUUGGCAGACAACUGCUAAAGAAGAUGUCCUGAAUCAAAAUGAAAUCCGAGCUAUCGACGAAGCCUGCAAUUAUUUGGAAGUGAAAUUUAAGUGGAUACAAGCUCAAUCCGGUGAAAAAGGAAACGAAGCUGCGGACCGAUUGGCGAGGCUUGGUGCGGCUGAAUCGUUGAGAAUUUCGAAGACUUGAAAAUGGCCCAUUUUUUUGGCUGUCUGAAGCAUUUUGAAGAUUGUAUAAUCUCUGACAAUCUUCGGGAUCUUCUCGCCAGAAGCUAACAGAAGUGAAGCAAUGAGUGAACUCCAAGCUUCGUACAUUCGUGCGAAUGAAAAGUUUCUUGUGUGCAGUGCUUAACUUUUUAGUAGGUCGCCAAGUUUUUCUCCACAACUUCUCCACAAUUGCUUAUUGGACAUUGUAAAAGAAGAUGUUUAUUUUAAAAAUAGGGAGGAAUCCUUCCGGUGGGGGAAUUCGUCCCGAUUUUUUCGCACCAUUUGGAACAAUUUCGCAAAAGAACCCGUGUAUGUACGCAUGAAUACAAAAUGAAACAAACCAGAAAACUCAACGAGAACAUGAUCCUCGUGCUGUUGGAAGAUGCUUGUUGUUUUUUGAAAUACAAGCUUUCUUUGUC
Messenger RNA from Notodromas monacha, 1093 nucleotides. Lineage: Eukaryota; Metazoa; Arthropoda; Ostracoda; Podocopida; Cyprididae. The record is from the annotation of a GenBank genome assembly.